AUGUUUCCCCAACCCGUUCUGUUCGAUCAUCCCGAUGGCGUCGCGCACCGCAAAGACCUGUACCUUUUUGAGUGUGAACCUUGUCUGACUUGGUCUUCCUUGAUUUUCCUUCCUGAUAGCCCCCCCGCCUACAAUGACAACACUCCCGUGCAACACGAGGUGAUCCUGAACGAAAAGGAUGACAUGGACUUCGACAAGGAGAACAAUGCCGUGACCCCCGACGGUGGAGAGCCCACCGACAACGAGAAGCGCUCUCUGCGUCAUAUCGCCGAGAACCUGCCCAUCUCGGCGUGGCUGGUGGCUAUUGUCGAACUUUGCGAGCGUUUCACCUACUACGGAAUGUCUGGUCUGUUCCAGAACUAUGUCUUCCGACCCUUUCGCAAUCCCGAUGGCACCCCCCGGCGGAUCCUGGUGCUCUUGUUCUGGUGCUACAGUAUGUUACCUCCCCUCCCCGAAUCUCAUUGGGAGAUUCUUCUUGAUCUCUCCCCUCGCGAGAGAAAGAGCCCGGUGCUAAUUGGAAUGUGCGAGACAGUCACCCCCAUCCUCGGUGCCAUUGUCGCCGAUCAGUACCUCGGCAAGUACAAGACCAUUGUGCUCUUCUGCGGCGUCUACCUAAUUGGUCUUUUGAUCUUGGUCUUGACUUCCUUGCCUAUUGCACUCGAGCACGGUGCUGGUCUGCCCGGGUUCAUCGUGUCCAUCCUGAUUGUCGGUCUGGGUACCGGUGGUAUCAAGAGUAACGUUGCUCCCCUGAUUGCCGAUCAGUACAAGCGCAAGAAGAUGGCUCUCAAGACCAUCGAGAAGACCGGGGAGCGAGUCGUGAUCGACCCGGCCUUGACCAUCCAGCGCAUCUACAUGAUCUUCUAUGGCUGUAUCAACUUGGGUUCCCUGUCCUUGCUGGCCACGCCCUAUAUGGAGAAGUACACCGGCUUCUGGAGUGCCUACUUGCUGUGCUUGUGCAUGUUCGCCAUGGGUACCGCGGUGCUCCUGUUGGGCCGUAAAUUCUACGUCGUGCGCCCCCCUCAGGGUUCCAUCAUUACCGAUGCCUUCAAGGCUCUGUGGAUCAUGAUCAAGAACCGCAACAUGGAUGCCCCCAAGCCCAGCUGGCAGGCCGAGCAUCAUGCUGGUGCUCAGGUGUCUCUGCCCUGGGAUGACCACUUCAUUGACGAGCUCAAGCGUGCUCUGGUUGCUUGCCGCGUCUUCGCCUUCUACCCCAUUUACUGGGUCGUCUACGGCCAGUUCUCCGGUAACUUUGUCACCCAGGCCGCUCAGAUGAACGGUCACGGGAUUCCCAAUGAUUUGAUGCAGAACUUCGACCCCAUUUCGAUUAUCGUCUUCAUUCCUAUCCUCGAGACCGCCAUCUACCCCGUCAUGCGCCGCCUCAAGAUUCCUUUCCGCCCCAUCACCCGUAUCGCCCUUGGUUUCGGUGUCGCUGCCUUGGCCAUGAUGUAUGCCGCCAUUGUGCAGCACCUCAUCUACUCUGCCGGUCCCUGCUACGGCAAGCCCCUGUGCGAUGCUGGCCCGCAAGGUAACGAUGUGCACAUUGCCAUCCAGACCCCAGCCUACGUGUUCAUUGGUAUUUCGGAAAUUUUCGCCUCCGUCUCCGGGUUGGAGUACGCGUACACCAAGGCACCUCCCUCCAUGAAGUCCUUCGUGCAGUCCAUGUACCUGCUCACCAAUGCCUUUGGUUCCGCCAUCGCCGAGGCCUUGACUCCCGCUGCCUUCGAUCCCGCCAUCAUGUGGAUGUUCGUUGGUCUUGCCUGUGCCUCCUUCCUGUGCGGUAUCCUCUUCUUCCUGACCUUCCGUCACCUCAACUACCAGGAAGAUGAUAUGAACGCUUUGGAUGCCGACGACCCUCUUCCCGAUGAGGACCACCCUCGUCGCGGCAACGAGCCUCACGAUCACUGA
Penicillium diatomitis is the source of this 1905-nucleotide messenger RNA. Its product is annotated as Peptide transporter PTR2. Gene Ontology annotation, molecular function: tripeptide transmembrane transporter activity; dipeptide transmembrane transporter activity. Bases 1 to 1905 code for a protein of 634 amino acids. Gene Ontology annotation, biological process: transmembrane transport. NCBI's taxonomy places the organism in Eukaryota, Fungi, Ascomycota, Eurotiomycetes, Eurotiales, Aspergillaceae. Gene Ontology annotation, cellular component: fungal-type vacuole; plasma membrane. The transcript is spliced from 2 exons. The record is from RefSeq and is a predicted model, not a curated record.